Messenger RNA from Penicillium canariense, 915 nucleotides. RefSeq lists its product as uncharacterized. Gene Ontology annotation, cellular component: nucleus. Lineage: Eukaryota; Fungi; Ascomycota; Eurotiomycetes; Eurotiales; Aspergillaceae. The record is from RefSeq and is a predicted model, not a curated record. Gene Ontology annotation, biological process: SCF complex assembly; protein ubiquitination. The coding region runs from base 1 to 915 and encodes 304 amino acids. The transcript is spliced from 2 exons.
AUGGCAGACCGGCAGGCCACCCAACAGACCAUCCUCAGUCAUUUGGCCAAGCUCGAUGACCCGGAUGCUGAUUUGCGAUACAUGUCCCUUAAUGACUUGUUCAACAUUUUGAGCAGUCAGAGCUCAAGCUUCCUCUCCGGCGAUGGCCGCUCCUCGACCAAGCUUGCUGAGGGUCUUCUAAAAGCAUUGGAUGACCAGCACGGCGAUGUGCAGAACCAAGCGCUGAAAUGUCUCGGUCCACUGGCAGUCCGGCUCCCAUUCGAGUCCCUUGUUCCCUUGCUCGAGAAAUUGAGUAACCUGACAGCGUCCCAAACGAUUGAUACCUCUGUGCCCAACACCGCCAUUCGCACCAUUGUUGACAUGCUUCCUCGCCCCCAAGCCGGCCAGCCCGCGCCGCAAAAUACACUCACAGCAUAUCAGGCCGUUUCCAAGGUCUUGAUUCCAAGGCUUACUGGCCCAACUGCGUCGGCGUCCGGCAGACGAGGCUCAGUCGUGCGAGGAAUGUUGGAAAAGGAUCCGUCUAAGGGUUUCAGCAGCGACGCCAUCGACGUGCUCAUAAAAGUUGUCACAUGCUUCGGCCCCCUCCUUUCAGAGUCGGAGCUGGCUGAUUUACAGGAGCCUGUCAUGGCCAUUAUUCACAAUGACACGGCGGGUACUGUGGUCACUAAGCGUGCGCUAGCUGCCAUCUCGGCGCUGGUGCUCUACUUUUCUGACAACCAGCUCAAUGCCUUUGUGAAGCGAAUGACAGAGACCCUUUCUUCGCCAAAUAUCUCCAUUGUCCACCGCCGCCACUUGAUCGCGGCUAUCGGCGUCAUUGCUCGCAGUGCCCCGGCCAAACUUGGCCCGCACAUCGACAGUCUCGCGCCAUUUGUUUUCUCUGCUGUGGGAGAGGACGAUGUUGAACGGGCAAACUAA